GAGUUUGAGUCAGGGGGGUGAAAGGGGGAAGCCCUUUUUGUAUGCGAGUAACUUACAAGUCCACACCCAACUCCAUUUAAACUUCACCAGCACAAAUCUCUGCAUCAGCUUCCACAUCUGAGGGCGGUCAAAAAUGGCUAUGGUUUCAGAGUUUCUGGGACAGCUGUCCCUCAACACUGGGACCCUUGAACCCAUGCACCCCACUGUGCUGCCCGCUGUGGACUUCGACCCUGACAGAGAUGCAGCCAGACUCGAGACGGCCAUCAAAACCAAAGGAGUGGAUGAGCAGACCAUCAUCGAUGUCCUAACAAAGCGGACCUACUCCCAAAGGAGAGACAUCGCCUUCGCAUAUGAAAAGAGGGCAAAGAAGGACAUGAUCUCGGCCCUGAAAGGAGCACUGUCAGGCUCGCUGGAAACCGUGAUCCUUGGGCUGAUGAAGAGCACAGCCCAGUACGACGCCUCAGAGAUCAGAGGAUCUAUCAAGGGCUUAGGAACAGAUGAAGAAACCCUCAUUGAGAUUGUGUGCUCACGCAGCAAUGAUGAGUUGGUGGAAAUCAAAAAGGUCUACAAAGAGUUGUUCAAGAAGGAGCUGGAGAAAGACGUGGCCGGUGACACUUCUGGAAACUUUGCUAAGCUGCUCUUGGCUCUCGUGCAGACCAAGAGAGAUGAGCCGUCCGCUGUCGUGGACUACAAAAAGAUUGACGCAGACGCCAAAGCUCUCUACGAUGCCGGACUGGGGACAAAAGGAACUGAUGUGGCAACCUGGAUCUCCAUAAUGUCUGAGAGAAGUGUACCUCACCUGCAAAAAGUGUUUCAGACUUACAAGAGCUACAGCCCCUAUGACAUGCAGGAGAGUAUCACGAAGGAAGUUAAAGGAGACCUGCAAAAGUCCUUCCUGGUGCUAGUUCAGUGCUUCGAAAACAAACAGCUGUACUUUGCCAAAAGACUGAAUGAUGCCAUGAAGAGUAAAGGAGCCAAAGAGAAAGUAGUGACCAGAAUUAUCGUCUCGCGCUGUGAAGUGGACCUGAAAAAGAUCUGUUCCGAGUACAAGGCCAACUUUGGACAGUCUCUGCAAAAGACUAUUCUGGAACAUACCAAGGGGGACUACCAGAAGGUACUGCUUGGACUGUGUGGACCAGAGCAGUAAAAGUGAACCGUCAAAGGUCUUGCUCUCCACCGUAGGAAAUGUGCACUGUAAAGGCGGGCUUAUGAAUCUCACAACUGGAACAACCUGCGCGACCAGAGCCCAUCUUGCACACGUUUGAAGUACAAAUACAUUCUGCACACACAGCACAACAUUAAAAGAGAAACGACCAGAUUUUUGAUACAUGGUAAUCAAUGUUUGUUGUGCCAAUACGGUAAUAAAGUUGCUUUGUUGGACUACCUGA
This is a messenger RNA of Mugil cephalus (flathead mullet), 1388 nucleotides long. It is a transcript of the gene anxa2a, whose product is annotated as annexin A2a. The transcript has 13 exons. The record is from RefSeq and is a predicted model, not a curated record. The coding region runs from base 134 to 1147 and encodes 337 amino acids. Gene Ontology annotation, cellular component: cytoplasm. Gene Ontology annotation, molecular function: calcium-dependent phospholipid binding; cytoskeletal protein binding; phospholipase inhibitor activity. Lineage: Eukaryota; Metazoa; Chordata; Actinopteri; Mugiliformes; Mugilidae.